This is a messenger RNA of Centruroides sculpturatus (bark scorpion), 1368 nucleotides long. Its product is annotated as apoptosis regulatory protein Siva-like. Gene Ontology annotation, molecular function: CD27 receptor binding. Lineage: Eukaryota; Metazoa; Arthropoda; Arachnida; Scorpiones; Buthidae. Gene Ontology annotation, biological process: extrinsic apoptotic signaling pathway. The transcript is spliced from 5 exons. The record is from RefSeq and is a predicted model, not a curated record. The coding region runs from base 289 to 720 and encodes 143 amino acids.
AGUCUAGCUUUAUAGUAUAUCGGCCAGAAAACUCUUUUAGGAAAUGUUUUAUUUUUGUGAAUUGUUACUGAACAAUUAAGCUAUUGUUAAUCACUUGUUUACUAUUAUAUUUAUUAUUAGAAUAUUAUAAAUUUAAAAUUCGAUUUUAAAUCAAUCUGGAAAAUGGCAACACUGUAAAAAUGGCGGGAGUUACAGUAGAUGUAAACAACACGUUACUUUUAGGUUACGUAAAGUAACUCUGAUUUUGAUUUAUUUUCAAUUAUAUUUAAUGUCAGAAUUCAUUUUGCAAUGCCCAAACGAUUAAAUCCGUUCGGCGAAACAUUUUCUCCACAAUUUAAAACCCACGUGGGAAUCAAGGAAGUUAACAUGGGUGUAAAUUGGAAAGAUAACAUGAAAUUUGUACACGAUAAAACACAGGAUUUGUUAUUUAAUGGAAUGAAGAAACAAUUUUCUCAAUUAAAUUCUUCUGUAAAUAGCAAAUUUCCAUCUAAACAGAAUAAUUGGCUGUUUCUUAAAUCUAAAGAACAUUCUGGUUUAAAUAAUAGCAUGAGUAACAAUCCUUACAAGUCUCUCUCUUGUUCAUUUUGCGAUCGCACAGUGACCGCUUUAAAUUCUUGUGUAUGCACAUCAUGUAAUGGAAAAUUUUGUCAUCUGUGUUCUGUUUUACAGUACGAUAAACAUGAAGACACUGCGAUAUGCUUGACGUGUUUGCAGAAGUAACGUCAUCCAACAAGUCAUUUUGUAAAUAUAUGUAAAUACGUUCAUUUUAAAUUAAUUUUUAUAAAAUAUUUUAAAUCGUUAGCAAUAAAUAUUUAGAUUUCGUUACAAAUUAAAUGAAAUUAAAAGUAAAUAUUAUUUGUAACAUAGAGAUUUGAUAACUUUGUACCAAAAUAAAAUUUUAAUAUUAAAAACAGUUUUAAAUUGUGAUAUGUUCACUUCUCAAAUAAAAAAGAAUUGUUGAUACCCAAAAUAUAAUGCUAAAAUAUCAAUUUGUACAUUCUGUAAUGCAGGCAUGAGCAACUUUUCUAUAGUAAGAGUCAAGUGACACCGUUUUGACAUAAUAACGGGUGGAACGUUGGUCUAUGUUUGUAAAGAAAAUGCAAAUACCAUGAAUAAUCAGUCUAAAAACUUCAUAAUCUUACAGCUUUUCUCUGAACAGGUGAAAUCAUUAUAAAUUACUUAUGAGGUAAAUAUGGUUAAGGAUCUUGAUGAUAAUUGGGACAUAGAAAAAAAAUCUCUGAGGAUUGCAGGUUGUCCAACAUGUAAGUUAAAGAUGAAAAUGUAAGCCUGGUAUUCAUGUAUGGAAAUGGACAAUGGAAACCAUUAACCAGAACAUAAAACAACUUUACUUUUACCAUUGUUAUUGAA